AUGACUGAGAGCGUCGAAUUAACACUGAGCUACGCAGGACAGUCGCACAAGAUGACAGUGCCGCUUUGCUCUGCAAACCCCAAGGAUGACUUGAGCUACGAGCUUGUGCGAGCUAAGGUUCAAGAGACAUUUCCACGACUCUUGGACCAGCGCUGGACACUAGUCUACCGCGACGAUGAGGGCGAUGUUGUCACCGUCUCGCACAGUCUCGAAUUCGACGAGGCUUGUCACGUGUUGUUCGCAAUGAAUCCCCAGGACAAUGAUAAGCUUCGCACACUGCACUUUUUUGUGCUCAAGCGCGUCACUUUUCGUGAUAAAUUAGUUGCACCCGUUCUGCAAAAAAUUAUGGAGCUCGCCCGCCUGGCGCGAGAAGCCACGAAGUACAUGCGCAACGUCGAGGUGAUUGAAAAGAGCCGCAAGUCCGUGGUGAAGCUCGCCAACAAUGCCGUAAACCAGGCGGGUGAAACCAUUAACCAAAUUCGUAACAGUGAAGUGCUGGGCCGCGGACGCGCGUCAUUGGGCAAUUCAGCUGCUCACACGCGAACAUUAUUGCUAUCUGCUCGCAGUGGGGUGAGUACACAAUUGCGACGAGCAAGCUCGGCCGUUGUGGCUGGUAUUGAACGCCGACGGUCAUCAAGCGGCUCAGUGAGCGACUUUGAUCCAACAAAUUUCAUCAAACCUUCCGCUUCCGUCACAUCGCCAUCAAUGGAGUUGGCAGAGACUGUAGAUCUGCGACAACCGGUCGUAGUUACAACGUUAGCACCAACAGAACUUACAGCAGAGGAAAGCGAUGAUGAGCCGCCUGCCCUUCUUAUGGCAACAGAUGCUGGUGUCGAAAUUAUAUCGGGAUCACUCUACGAGUCAGACACCGACACUUUGUGCGACGACGACGACCGUGAUUGGAACAAUAUAGGCGCUGCAUCUGGCAAGGAUGUUAUUGUUGAAUCAGAUGGCGAUUGGAGUCAUCAACUUAAUGUUAUUCGGGAAAUUCUUGGGCAAGUGGACGAGGAGCGUUGCUAUGACUUGCUAAACCAAUACAACGGUGAUGUUGAAGUCGUUCUCGUCGAGCUCACAAAGAUGUAA
Messenger RNA from Plasmopara halstedii, 1083 nucleotides. RefSeq names its product Phox/Bem1p. Bases 1 to 1083 code for a protein of 360 amino acids. The transcript has a single exon. Gene Ontology annotation, molecular function: protein binding. Lineage: Eukaryota; Oomycota; Peronosporomycetes; Peronosporales; Peronosporaceae. The record is from RefSeq and is a predicted model, not a curated record.